Molecule: messenger RNA, 10656 nt
Organism: Panonychus citri (citrus red mite)
Lineage: Eukaryota; Metazoa; Arthropoda; Arachnida; Trombidiformes; Tetranychidae
Product: neurobeachin-like
Biological process (GO): intracellular protein localization
Cellular component (GO): cytosol; membrane
Molecular function (GO): protein kinase binding
Source: RefSeq, a predicted model, not a curated record
UGGAUUUUUUUCUUAUUAUGUAUUGGGUAGAGGUCGCUAAUUAUGCAAUGAAUACGUUGAAAUCCAUUGUAAACAUUUAAUCUUUAGGCCUUUAAUUUAGACAAUUAACUAAUUAAUUAGGAUUAAUUUAAAAAUGUCCACGUUACCUGAAGAAUUGCCUUCAGGUGAAGACUCCACUAAUGGUGGUAACUCUGAUGACAUCCCUCUUAGUGAUAAUAAUCAACAACAACAAGAACAACCGGAAUCACCACCACAACCACCUGAACCACCGAGCAACAAUAAUAGUGAAAAGAUGACUAUUAUUGAUGAAACAGAAAACAAUUUAACCGAUUCCAUCCUUCGUCUUCUAACCAGUGAUGAUAUGCAACGUCUCUUGGAUGGUGAUUGUUUAAAAUUAUUCUUUAGAGAUUAUCUUAAACAACUACCUGUUAAAUGUGUAGCUGAAGUAUUAAGUGUAUUGAUCGCGGUUCUCAAAAAAAGCCUUCUUAAUUUAGAAUCUGCGAAAGAAAUUUUAAUUGAUUGUCUGAAACAUUAUUGUAAUAAGUGUAUAUCUUCAUCAUCAUCAACAACAACAUCAAAUGGUGAAAACAAGGUGUCAACAUCAACCAGUGGUACAGAUAAUUUGAUAAAACAUUUUCUUCGAGAGAUAAUUAACCUUCUAUCAAGUUACAGUUGUGAUGUAGAAAAAUUAAAAUAUCUCUUAGCCUCAUCUCAAGAAGAUUCUCGACUUCUCCACAUAAUAAGAAGUGCUAAUAGUCAUCAAAAGGGUCGACCAUCGUCUUUCUUUGCAUUCCCUGGUACCAAAGGAUCAGUUUUAGCGCUUCCACCUUUAGUUAAAUGGCCAAUACAAAAUGGUUGGACUUUUAUCUCCUGGUUUAGAUUGGAACCCAAUUCAAUCAAUUCCCAACCUUACCUUUACUUUUUUCGUACAUCGAAAUCAGGUGUUGGUUAUUCAGCUCAUUUUACCGGUAAUUGUUUGGUUCUAACGAGUAUGAAAAUCAAAGGAAAAGGUUAUCAACAUUGUAUCCCAUACGAAUUUGUACCUUUCAAAUGGUAUCAUUGUGCAAUCGCCUAUGUAGCCAAGUGGAGAUCAAGUGAGAUUAAAGUUUUCGUCAAUGGUCAAUUGACUGCAAACACUGAGAUGUCCUGGCAGGUUCAGACUCAAGACAUUUUCGAUAAAUGUUUCAUCGGUGGUACUGCUGAUCUUGUUUCGGAAUCGCAUCUUUUCUGUGGUCAAUUAUCAGCAAUAUAUUUACUCCAUGAAGCACUAAAUCCAAGCCAAAUUUGUGCGAUUCAUCGUCUUGGUCCAAGUUACAUGGGUCAAUAUCGUUAUCCAAAUGAAAUGGGUCUAUUUGAUAAUAUGCCGAUGAUGAUGAAAAAGGUUUUAUAUGAGGAAAAACUGUCAACCACCUUGAUCAGUUUAUACACACCGGUUGCUGUUGAAGGUGAUACUUUAUGCCUUCAAUCAGCACCCAAAGGAAAUGUUUCCUAUUUUGCAUCAAGUCCUCAUGCAGCUUUAUUGGGUAAUACCAAAGCAAUAACAACCCGAUCAAUUAGUGAUACAUUACAAUCAAUCGGUGGUAUUAAAGCUCUUCUGCCACUUCUCAAUCGGUUUACCGGUUUACAUGGUACCCUUUAUCCAGCUGAUUCAGAGGCUUGUUCAACGUUAAUUGGUUUUAUCUGUGAUCUACUUGAAUCAUCACCUCUCUGGUUUGGUAAUGAAGUUGUCCAAUCUCAUGGUUUCGUAAUCAUUUCCUCCCUUUUAGCCAAAAACCCAAGAUACCUGAUCAAUGAGGAAACUCUCGAGAUAAUUUUAAAUCUAACCAAAACCCUUAUGUCCGCAAUGUCAACCUCUUCUCUUACAAGCUCAACCGGAGACAGUAUACUUUUGAAACAAUUAAUGGAUAGCAUUUUGUUCAAUUCAUCUUUAUGGAUUUACGUUGAUUCCAAACUACAAAUUCGUUUAUAUUGUUACCUGGCCACCGAAUUCCUUACCGUAGGUGCUGCAGCCUCUUCAUCUUCUACCUCCCUUUCCUCAUCAUCAUCAUCACCUGGAUCAAACUGUGAUAUAUCUUCAACCGUUACCAGGGACAGUGGCAAUGAUUCACUGAAUAGUGGAAGCUAUUCCUCCAUGAAUACCGGUGUUGGUUCAUCAUCAGGUGGUCCAAAUGGUGGUGUCUCAUCUCCCGGAGGUGGUGUUAUUUUCAGUGAGGUUCGGCGAAUCUCAACUGUCCUACAAUUACUUCAUUCGCUUAAAUAUUAUUAUUGGCUUGUUCCAGAAGAUGUUGGUGGUUCACAUGAUUCCCAUGGUUUACCUUCAACAAGUAAUAUGACAACAACCACCUUGGGAAUUUAUUCAAUUUCAACUCAACCCGUUCAAGUGAAAGCUCGUGAAUCGUGUUAUCGACCCUCCAAAAAUGACCUUAUCUCUAUUCGUUCAUAUAUUUUAUUGUUUAUCAAACAAUUAAUCAUAAAAGGAAAUGGUGUUCAUCAUGAUGAACUUCAAGCAAUCCUUAAUUAUCUGUCCACUGUUCACCAGGAUGCAAAUCUUCUUGAUGUUUUACAAAUGUUACAAACUCUCAUGGUUGAACAUCCAUCAUCAAUGAUUCCAGCAUUUGAUAUGAAAAAUGGAGUUCGAACUGUUUUCAAACUUGUGGAUUCUCCAAAUGAAGAAAUAAGAAUACAAUCAAUUAAAUUGCUGGGAUAUUUUCUAUCAAGAUCAACAUCUAAACGAAAACAAGAUGUCAUGGGUCCCAACAAUUUAUUUAUGCUUCUUCGUGAGAGAUUAAUUAAAUUUACUCCACUUUCCAUCGACACUUAUAAUGCAUUAUUUGAAAUUCUGGUUGAAACACCGAUUGAGACAAUUCGUUCAAAUGGUGCCGGAGCUUUUGGUGGCCUUCGGAUUGAAAAUCCAAUGAUAUUAAAAGUCAUUGCAACUCUGAUUACCGAUGGUAAAAAGUCAUCAAUUGUCAUCAAACAGUCAACCAGUGAUUUGCAAAAUUCAACUAAAUCCUCAUCAGGGUCUCAUCAUCAUCACCAUCAUCAUCAACAACAUGGAGAAAGUCGAUCUGAUCGUAAUAAGAUUAAAAAAUUAUUUAUCUCUGAUUUAUGGCGAUUAUUAGUCAACAAUCGAGAGAAUCGACGUUUAGUCCUUCAAAUGUCCGUCUGGCAACAUUGGCUAAUUAAUUUGGUCGAAGAUCGUGCUGAUCAUGUUGUUCGAGAUCAAAUUCUUGCAAUAUUUCGUGUUCUCUUGUACCAUGCCAUCAAAUACGAAUACGGUGGUUGGAGGGUUUGGAUUGAUACUUUAGCAAUUAUCCACGCUAAGGUUAGUUUCGACGAUUUCAUGAGCCAAUUCGGUGGAGACAAUAAAAAAUCAAGCAAUAACAGUAAUCAAUUAAAUAGUAAUAAUAACUCGAAUGGUUUACCAUCAUCAUCAUCAACCACUUCUUCAACAGUGAAUAAUAAAAGCUCAGGUGUUAAUGGUAAUGAUUCAAUUAACAAGUCAAAUAAUAAGCAAACAGCUGAUUCAUAUGCAAAUCAAGGUAAAGAAUCAAAAUUGUCAACAAAUCAACAACAAACUGAUACGGUUGAUUCAAAGGAUCAGGAUUCUGACAAAGGUCAGUCAUCAGUAACCGUUGCAACUCCUGAGGUUGCCGAUGAAGAGGAUAGUAGACCGGAAGAUGAACGGGAAAUCAGCUCAACUUUAGCUGCCACUACCUCAGAACCCAUUGAAACGGAAGCUGAAUUGAUUGACUCCAAUUGCGAUAAUAAAGAUUCAAGAAAAAGUGAUUCAGUAAAUGAACCAAUCGAUCCUGUUGUUACAUCUCCAUCAUUAUCUUCAUCAUCAUCAACAACAAUAAAUGAAAGUGUUGCUCAAAAUAAAGAUGAACUCAGCAAUGAAGGAAUCGAGGGUGAAAAAGAUGAUGAAAUACAAAUUGAAGAUUUAAAUUCCUCAGGUGGUGAAACUGUCAUAAAUAAAAACACUGAAAGUACUCACAAUGAAGAAAUUGAUAAAUCACAAGGAGAAAUUGAUUCAACAAAAGGAUCGAAUCAACUUGUUUCAUCGCCAGAACUUUUAUCAUCAAAUGAAAGUGUUGCUCAAAAUAAAGACAAAAGCUCAACAGAAGAGAUCAAAGAAAAGGAAAGUGAAAGUAUCUCUGGAGGUGAAGUAAUCGUCGAUAAAGACGAUGAAGAUGGAUCAAAGGUAGAAGAUGAGACUGAGGAAAAAAACGAUCCAUCCAACGAAGCAAAUCAACCUGUUAUUACAUCACCAUCUUCGUUAUCAUCAUCACCAACUCCAUCUUCACCAUCAACAGCUAAACUAGAUACAGAAGAUGAUAAAGUUAAAGAAACUGAAGUGGAAACGGAAGAAAAAGAAGAAAAGGAAGAAAAGGAAGUUCGUGAACCAGUGAUCAGUACAAUUAGUUCGAGUCAAACUAACAAUAAAUCUUUAGAAAAUGAAGAAGACGAAAAGAAGCCUCAACCUGAAGAUACUUCAGACUCCGGAACAACAGAAGCUGAUCUUGCUCCAAGUCGAGCUUAUCGAAAACAUCAUCCCAAUAGUUUGAAGGAAUUUUAUACAAAUCUACUGCAAGGUGGUCGUCAAAGGACAUCAGCGAAUUCUGUGCAAGGUGAAAAGGUAUCAGUUGGUUCGGCAUCAGCAACUCCAGCAUUUCGAAUUCCGGAAUUUCGUUGGUCUCCUCUUCACCUUAAACUUUUGAAUGAUCUAUUCUACUCCAUCGAAUGUGACCUUCAAAUGUGGAAAAGUCAAAGCUCUAAAGAUACUGUUAACAGUGGAUCGUCUCGAGACCCUGAAAAUAAAUCAGGUGUCAUUUUAACUGUUUCCGCAACUCAAUUAGAUCAAAUUCUUCAACAUCCUGAUAAUCAAAUCUACAUAAUUAACUCGAUUCACCUUUUUUCACAACUUUGUGACAAUAUAAUCAUUGCUUCAGGGGGUUUAUUGCCACUUUUGGCAACAGCAACAGGUGGUAAUCAUUCAAAUUCUGGCAACUCUGCUAACGGUGUUAAUCCCGCUGGUACCGGUGGUGAAGGGUUAACUUUAGCUCAAGCUAAUGCACUACUCUAUCGAUUGGUCAACAUGGCUGAUAUAUUGUGUUUCGCUGCUACUCAUAUCGCCUUCUCUGAACUUGAGAGUGAAAAAAAUAUGUCAUCAGGUGGUAUUUUGAGACAGUGUUUACGUUUAGUGUGUACAGUUGCGGUGAAAAAUUGUCUCGCUGUUCAAAAACAUCACGAAGAAAAUGGUGUGGGUUCUUUAGAUCCACUUAAUUUAGGUAAAGAUGGUUAUUCUCUUGGUACCUCUAUCAAUGCUGCUGCUGAACUUUUUGGUGAUUUUGGUGGUUAUCAUGGUAAUGAUAGUGGACGAGGUGUUGGCCAUGGUCCAGAUACAAGUGACAUUAUCUUAUCCGACAUGGCUCCAAGCGCUAAUCCCGAUCUAGUUUCAGGCUCUUAUCUGCCCUUUCAUCAUUUACCCAUCAAAGAUCCAAGUAAAUUACUCCAAGAAAUGGACGUUAACCGUCUUCGAGCCUGCAUUUAUCGAGAUGCUGAAGCUGAUACUAAACAAUCACAAUUUCUUGCCUUGGCGACUCUUUACUUCAUUAGUGUUCUGAUGGUUUCAGAAUAUCGUGAUAUUAUUGAAUCGAAAAGUGCUUCCAGUGCUAAAGAUUCUGGUAAAAAGGUCACCACUGGACCUGGUGAAGGUGAAGAGCCUCACGAUGAAGAUAUUGGAACCUCAGGCCUAUCUGAGAUUAAAAGUAAUCUAAGUAACCCGAUUACAGUUAAUCCAACAAAUAUUGGUAACAUGUUGACCUCUAAGCUUGAGGCUCGACUUUCAUCUAUCUGCCCACUUCUUCGGGAGAUCAUGUGCGACUUUGCCUCAUUCUUGUCGAAAACUUUGCUUGGCUCUCAUGGACAAGAUUUAGUUUCCAAGGAAGCGGUCAGAACUUUCCGCCGUCCCAAUGCCAGUCCAGUCGAGCUAGUGAUGUUACUCUGCUCUCAAGAGUGGCAGAAUACUUUGCAAAAGAAUGCCGGUCUUGCAUUCAUCGAAUUAAUUAACGAGGGACGAUUAUUAAGCCACGCUAUGAAAGAUCAUAUCGUUAGAGUUGCAAUGGAAGCCGAAUUCAUCCUUAAUCGUCUUCGCGCUGAUGAUGUUUCAAAACACGAACAGUUUUCACUUGCCUGUUUAGAGACACUUGCUGCUCGUGCUCACGAAGAAGCACUGAUUAAUUCGUUGAUCAAUUCGGCUAAAAGACGAGAUCGAAUGAUUUUCACUCGAUUCAGAGAAUCACUUUCACAGCAGCAAAAGCGCCUGGAAAUUGAUCGUUCAAAAUUAUUCUAUAAACUUGAUACCUGGGAAGAUGAUGCUCGUCGUCGUCGUCGAUUUUUACUCGAUCCUUAUGGAGAAGAGAAUGUUUCAAGGAUGGAGGCCAUCAUUAAUGAAUCGAAAACUGGCAAAGAAGAGAAAGAUGGUCAAUCCCUUCCAACUCAUUUAAUUGUUCCAAAGCAGCAACAACCAGCCACAAAUCGAACAGAAUCUGAUGAGGAAACUGAACUUUUCCUUUGGGAAUCUGAAGAUAUGAGCUCAUCUGUUAACGGCGACGUUGACGAUAGACCAGCCUCAGCUGCUGAAUUUGUUGGAACCGUUUUAUACUCAGUCGAGUGUAAUCUUAUUUGGAACAUUUAUUCAAUUGAAGGAACGCUACAAAUUACAGCGAAUGAAAUUUUCUUCGAAGCAAUUAACAUCAAUGACACUCUUUCGGUUGAUGGUUCAUGUGUUUCCAAACAAUCAAAUGAUGGAUCAGGAACAAGUGUCAAAGUCAAAUCUCGACCUUCAUCCGGAAGCUCACGAGACAAAUUACCAGAGGAAAAUUUGAAAGGAUUGGCGGGAUCAUCAAGUUCUAAACCGGGUCGAGGUGGUUUUCGUGAUUUAGAUCUUCGAGUUCUUCGCUAUUGUGACCUAAUCACCUACAAUGGAAAAGUACCUUUCAAUGAGAUUCGAGCGAUUUUUAGUCGUCGUUAUUUACUGCAACCUGUUGCUCUCGAAAUCUUUCUUGCUCAACGAACAUCAGUCAUGUUUGUUUUCCCUGAUUCAGAGACUGUGAAAAAAGUGGUCAAAUAUUUACCCGCCGUUGGAGUUGGUGUUAAAUAUGGUAUCCCUCAAUCAAGAAGAGCUUCAUUGAUGACACCAAAGCAGCUCUUUGCAGCUUCCAAUAUGACCCAUAAAUGGCAAAAGAGAGAGAUUACUAAUUUUGAAUAUCUGAUGUUUUUAAACACAAUCGCAGGUCGAACUUAUCAAGAUCUGAAUCAAUAUCCCGUUUUUCCAUGGAUAUUAACAAACUAUGAUACACCUGAAUUAGAUCUAUCUCAACCCACCAAUUUCCGUGAUCUCAGUAAACCAAUUGGAGCUUUAAACAGUGAGAGAAGAGCAGAAUUCAUUGAAAGAUACAAUUCCUGGGAUAAUAGUCACAUACCCGCUUUCCAUUACGGAACCCAUUAUUCCACCGCUGCCUUUACUCUUGGUUGGCUUAUCCGAUUAGAACCUUUUCAUUCGGCCUAUUUAGCUCUCCAAGAUGGUCGACUUGAAAAUGAAUCAAGAUUGUUCACAUCAAUUCGUGAAGCCUGGUUGGGGUCAUUGAUGGGAGGUCAUCAGAAUGUCAAGGAACUGAUUCCUGAACUUUUCUAUUUACCUGAAGUGCUUUCUGGAACCUCACCUCGAGGUGCACCAACUAAAAAACUUCGUAAUGUUGAUCUGCCCAAAUGGGCUGAUUCACCAGAACACUUUAUAAGACUCCAUCGGAUGGCCUUAGAAUCUGAUCUGGUUUCCUGUCAAUUACAUCAAUGGAUUGAUCUUAUUUUUGGUUAUAAACAACGUGGGCCUGAGGCAGUGAGAGCGGUCAAUGUUUUCUACUACCUAACAUACGAGGGAAAUAUUGAUUUAAGUACAAUUUCUUGUAAUGACCCUGCCCUUAAAGAUGCUAUCGAAGCUCAAAUCCGACAUUUCGGUCAAACACCAUCACAGUUAAGCACCGAACCUCAUCCUCCUCGAUCAUCAGCUCUCCAUGUUUCACCUCUAAUGUUUUCUCCGGUGAUGGAUGAGAUUUGCAUGUCGAUAAAGUUCCCCUUUAAUGCAGCCAUUACCGCCAUCGCUGCUUGUACAAUGAACACUUCGUCCAACUCAACAGGUGGUUCUUCAACAUCAUCAACAAACUCCUCUGCCAAUUCAACCUCACUGUCCAGUAUUCCGUCGUCCAUUGUUACCAUUAACAGUGCUCAACACUAUCACAUCCAUAAAUGGAAUCCAAAAGAGUCUAAUCAACCCUUUACCCUUGAUUCGGCCUUGACAACUUCCUCAUCAACUUCGUCCUCUUCCUCUUCCAAUAAGCGACAUCUUUUAGAUACAACUUCUCUUUGCUGUCUAUCAUCAUCCUCGGCUCCUUAUUCUCCUCGAUAUAUUGUGACAAUCGACUCAAAAUAUAUAAUAAUGGCUCCAUUUUAUGACAACUCUUUUCGUGUUUAUUCAACUGAAACAGGAAAAUUAACCCAAGUCAUUUAUGGACACCGAGGACUUGUCACCUGUCUUGCUCGAAGCGAAUGUAAUGUUGCUGUUGAUUUUUACGUUGCUUCGGGUUCAGUUGAUUGUUCCGUUCUAUUUUGGACUUGGAAUGCCAAAUAUGCUCAAAUAGAGGGUAACAAUGGAGCCUCUGCUAUUUCCGGAAAUCCUUUACCUAAAUUAAUCCUAACUGGACACGAAUCUAUGAUUAUGUCUCUCCUGAUCUCCGCUGAAUUGGGUCUAAUCUCAAGUGGAUCUAAAAAUCUGAUUCUUGUCCAUUCAAUCACCAAUGGCGAUUGUAUAACUGCAAUUGAUGUUCGCAAACGACAUUUAAAUGUUUCCGAUGCUAUUAGUUUAUCAUUUAAACCUUUCGCCGAUAAUUGCGAUGAUCCAGUUGAUCCAAUGGAUGAAGGAAACAAUAAAAAUGUUGAAGUUAAAGUAACAAUGGAAGCGAGUAUGACCGCCGGUGAAGUUUCAAUUCAAUAUUCACCAUCAAAGGAAAGGAAAACUUCUGGUUGCUCAGAAAAAUCUUCAUCCCGAAGUACCAAUUCAAAGGUGCAUCGUGACUCAACUGAUUCCAAUGUUAAUUUAAAUACUAAUUGUGGAGAUGAUGAUUAUUUCAUCAAUAAUCUUGUUCUUGCAAGAGAAUUAGCAUUUAUUGUAGGAACUGCAUGUUCAGUUGAUCGUCCAUUAUCAUCUUCUCCCUCUUCUUCCAAAUCAAGUUCAUCACUCUUAUCAUCAUUAACGUCAACAAUUAUGCCCAACACAAUCUCAUCAUCAUCGUCCUCAACAGCAACAACAACAACCGUAGCACCAAGUGAACCAACAGCACUUUUGUUUACCUACAAUUUGCGAGGUGAAUUACAUAAAUGUAUUAGUUUUCCCCGACCCAAAGAUAUCUCAUCUCUCAUGAUGACCAUAACCCGUGACGGAGAGUACAUCAUAUUAAGCGAGUCACCUUAUAUGAUUAAAAUUUUACGAACUUUUGAUGUGACCCCACUUUACGCGCUCAACACUUCUGACCUUUUAACCGCUUGUCCGAAUCCCGAUCUUGCCGUUAGAGAAACAGGCCAAGGAACCAAUGCGAUCAAAUCAAUUCUUUUAGUUGAUUAUAAAUAUCUUCUGGUUGGAACAGAAAAUGGUCGAUUAAUAAUUUAUAAAUUAGACUUUAAUCGUUGGCAUCAUGAGUACUCUUCUCGAUAUUGAUUAGCCAAUGUUUCUGGAUUUACACAAUGAAAUUGAAAAUCAACUUUGACACUUUACAAUUCAAUUCCCAUUUCCCACCUCGAUGCAAUUAUUGUCUCUCUUUUUUCAUCUCAGCAUUUUUUUUAUUAUUAUUUUGUCAAAAACAAAUUACAAAUAUUAAUAGUAUUUAGUGCCUAUUAUAUAAUAAUUAACAUCUUAUUUCUAGUCUAGAAAGUUUCAAAGCUGAUUGAUUGAUGAAGAUUAAUCGACAACCUGUAAACUCAUCAAUUAUUUAGGAAUACACCCAAAAGAAAACAAUGCUUAUCCAAUUGAGUCAAAUGGAUCAAAUUGUUAAUGUACAUUGAUGAUAAUUAACGUGUUUUUUGCUACCAUGAAGAAAAUGGCAAUUGUUUAAUUUUCUUAUUGAUUAACGAUUAACUGAUUCCUGAUUGAAGCAUUUAUGAUUAAGUAUUUGAUGAUUCGGACUUGGUGAUCAUCUGAGCAUUCCCGUUAUAAUAAUAAUUUCUGUAUAAAUAAGACUAUGUAAUUUUUUUGAUUAGUAUUUACAAGGAAAUUUGAAUUAAUUACAAAUCAUUCAAUGGCUAACAAAUUAAAUCACCUGGAGAAAAAGUGAUCAUGAUCAAUAAUUAACGACAACAAAGCAAAAUCACAAUUGGAAACUUGGAAAUUAAUCUGUACUUUUCUUUUCCUCUUCUUCUAAAUUAAUCCUGAUUAACAACCUGUUUGAUUAAUCAGAUUAUUACCAAUUACGAUUAUAAUUAUUAUAACAUUAAUUUAAUUUUUUUUUCUUCUUUUCUGUUUCCCUCGAUUAACUUUACGAAAUUAAAUAAGGGUAUAUUUGGACAAAUGGUUAUUGAAAUAAAACAUUUUGUUGUAACAAUUUA